Phlebotomus papatasi is the source of this 1815-nucleotide messenger RNA. Its product is annotated as actin-binding Rho-activating protein. The transcript is spliced from 4 exons. The record is from RefSeq and is a predicted model, not a curated record. NCBI's taxonomy places the organism in Eukaryota, Metazoa, Arthropoda, Insecta, Diptera, Psychodidae. Gene Ontology annotation, biological process: positive regulation of Rho protein signal transduction. Bases 796 to 1386 code for a protein of 196 amino acids. Gene Ontology annotation, molecular function: actin binding.
CGAUCACAACAUUCUCUUGUGUUCUGCAUUUUCUACAGACGAUCAUCUCUUCUUCCUGCUCUCCCGCAUACUUAGAGAUGAUCACCCUUUCUCUGAUCGCGCAGCUAAAAUUAAAAUCAGCUGCAGAAGCCACUCUUUCCCACCUCAUCUGCGCCAAGCAUUCGCACAAUUGCGAGCAUCCCUCCCCACCGACAGUUUUUCCUCUAAAUAAAAACUCUUGCACACCGUCUGGCCUCUAGUCAUUUGGCUUGAGACAAUCCGUGAGCAAAGAUCACCCAAUUUUCCCGCGCAAAUAAAAAUCCACAAAGAUCGAGUCAGUUGACGAUUGAAAUCGCAUUUGAAUCGAGUCUGUGAGGAAAAUUCCCAAAUUUUAUUUCUGUUUUCUUUUGCCAAACCUAAAUUUUCCGUGAUAAAGUGCUCAGUUCAGCAAUUUUGGAGAAAUUCCCUGAGACAAUUUAUAUAAAAGAAAGAAAAAUUGUGUUCUUGCGUGUGCAGCAUUUUCCCACCAUCGAUCACUUUCUAAGAUCACAAACGAAAAACAAAGUUUCGAGACAUCUCUGUGAAUAAAAAAAAAAUAACAAGUGCUCGGAAAUUGCAAAAAAAAAUCCAAAAGAAAAUUGACUCUUCAACUUCACGGCUCUGUGGAGGAGAAUUUACAAGACUUUUUUCCAGACUGCACAAGUCCUGGUGGGAGGCUUCUGACAGAAGUGAAGGAAGUGAUCGUGUUCGGAGAGAAAUUCCUCAGAGGCAGCUUUUUGUUCAUCGCGAGACGGCAGUUUGAGUAAAUAGGCGGAAAUGACGGAUGUUGAUCAUGAAUUGGGAGCCAUUAGGCAUCUUGUGGAUUCCCCUCUGUCUUCCAAAGUGGCAAUGUUCAACAAUGUUGCAAAAAGGCACAAUGAUUCCCAGCUCCUGAAUCCCUUCUCAGAUGUCGAUGGACGAAGAUCACCCAGACCACAGUUCAGCAAAGACGAAUAUGGAAAGCCCGUGGCGGGAAGUUUAACUGAGUUUCGGGGACAAAAGGCAAAUCUACAUGUCUACCGAGAGAUGAUGGAGCUGUGUGAUGUGAUCAAUUCCAGUGGGGCGCCUCAGUCUUCAGAAGAUGAUGGCCUCAAAUACAUCUUCUUCGGCGAGCUCUUUAAUAUUUACGUGCACAUCUCGGACAAAGUAGUGGGAUUGCUCCUGAGAGCCCGAAAGCACAAAUUGAUCGAUUUCGAGGGUGAAGUUCUGUUCCAGCGUCGAGAUGACGAUGUUCCCAUCUUCAUGCUGAAGACAAUGGAAGAAAUCCGGGCCUAUGUUCGCGAGAAGGAAGACGAAGUCAGACGGAGUAUCAGCCCAAAUCCUCAGGCAAUGCUCCAGGGCGGACACUUCGAUCCACCCUCUCAGUAAAGUCCCCUCCCAAGAAAUGUCCCCGAAUGCAGCAUUUCUUCAAUUGAAUCAACUAAAGCAAAACCACGCGCGAUUGUUGAGAUUCCCGUCAAUUAAAAUUGCACCACGACCAAAUUAUGUAAUUUAAACAAAAAAAAAAAGAACAAAAACUUACUUUAUAGCCAUUAGAUUUUAUGAGUCAUUAAUUUAAAAAAAAAUCGAAAGACGCGGUCUUUUUCUUUUUAUCCCCUAGAUUCGUUCAAGUAGAAAAUUUUUAUGUUCCUCUCGUUGUCUUAAAAAAAAGAAUUAUUUUCUAUAGUGUUUAAGAUUGGAGGGAAAUGAAUAGUUUUUUGCAGUAUUAAAUUUAAUUAUGAGAAAGAAAAUAGAUGUUUUUUUUUUCUUUUCUUUUCUAUGUAAAAUAAAAUCGAACUGAAAUAGAACAAAAUAAAA